Effrenium voratum is the source of this 1661-nucleotide messenger RNA. Lineage: Eukaryota; Dinophyceae; Suessiales; Symbiodiniaceae. The record is from the annotation of a GenBank genome assembly.
GUGUACUGCGGUCUUGUGCAGCACCGAAGACGCAGCCGCAGGCCGAGACGACCGAGCUGGAGGCGGACUUGUCGCCGGCGGCGCGAUGUGCUCUUCGCUGCGCGGCCACGGUGAUUGGAAAAGCCGACGCCGCCGCGAACCAGACCGCGGAUCUCACGAAGCUCACCCUUGGAAGGCUGACCAAAGCGUCUGCAGCUGCAAAGUCAAAGUCUGCGGCGGUGGCGGAUGAGCUCAAGGAGGAAGCGGCGCGGGCCUCGCGCUGGGUGGCUUCUUCUCGCCUGGCGCGAGCCAGCGAGCGCCGUGCCCAGGAGAUGUGCGAAGGCUUGGUGGCGGCCUGCGGCUGCGUGGGGCGAAAGGCCCAGGCCGCAAAGUGCCGGGCCAUGUGCUGCUACGCCUCGGGUGCCCACGCCUUGGCAGGUGCCAUGGAGAGCAUGGCGGAGUCCGCCGAGAAGGUGCAAGCCCCAAGUUUCCGGGGUGAGGGGUGCCAGGCAGAGAGCAGCCUGAUGGGAGUUAGGCGCCUCGGCUGCGAGGAGGAUGGCGAGCAGCGGCGCACUCCCACAGGCGCCGGGGGGCCGCGGGGCCGCGUGAGCGACUCGACUGGUGCACAAUGCCAAACCUCGCCACUUCCGUUCCGCCUUGCGAGUGGAACUCGCGAUGCGGCCAUGGCGCGCAACGCGAGCUUCGCGCUGUAUGAUGCCUUGGAGCUAGCAAGAGAUGCCAGCCCAGCAGAGGUGAAGCGAUCCUACAGGAGGCUCGCCGCGCUGCACCAUCCGGACAAAGGAGGGGAUCAAGAGAGGUUCAAGGAGGUGAGCUUUGCCUAUGAAGUGCUCAGCGAUCCCGAGCGGCGGCUCCAGUAUGAUGAGAAAGGAGACCGGCUCUUCUACACCGGCCCGCCUGCGAAUGCUGAGGAGCUGGCCGAGAGGCUCUUCCAAGGCCCUGGUGGGAAGCGACUGCGAAAGAAGACCAAGCAGAAGUUCGUGCCACUCUCGGUGUCCUUAGAGCAGCUCUACCUUGGCUCCACGGAGAAGCUGUUCGUCUUGCGGAAGGUCGUCGACACCUCCGAGCCCGUGCGUCAGUGUGUGCAGUGCAAGGGCAUGGGCGCCGCUUUGGGCGCCCUGUUGCCCUGCAAGGCCUGCGCCGGGACCGGCAACACCUGGAAGGUGGGUCAGGUGGAGGAAGCCUUCGAGAUCUUCGUGGAGAAGGGCGCCGUGCACGGGCACGCCGUCGUCUUCGCCGGCAAGGCGGACGAGCAGCCAGGGUCCGACGCAGGGGACCUCAAGGUCGUUCUGCACGAGAAGGAACAUCCUCGCUUCAAACGGCGCGGCGCUGACCUCUUCUGCACCAUGGAGGUGAGUCUCCUGGAGGCCUUGACGGGCUUCCGCCGGGUCCUGGAGCACCUGGACGGGCGACGUCUAGUCGUGAAGUCCGGGGAGUCCCUGCAGCCGGCGGCGGAUGGGGUGGCCAUGAAGGCCGUGAAGGGCCAGGGCAUGCCCUUGAAGGGCCAACCCUUCCGCUUCGGGAACCUCUUUGUGGCGGUGAAGGUCAUCUUCCCGACGGAGCGUUCAGAAAUUAAUGGGGUGCUGGAGCUUCUGCCUGAGGAUGCUGAGGAGGAAGUUGGCAAGGAGGUGUGCUUUGUGGACCGCGACCCCAUGAACUGUUGA